AUUUCGUCACGGUACGAGUUCAAGUUAAUCGUAAAACUUUUGUGUUCUCGUUGUCGUAAUAUUUUGUGUGGUGUGCUAUUGAAAUAUACAGUGUUUUAUGUAGAUGACGUUAAAAACAGACAUCUCCUAAAUUAAGCGCGUGAUAAGUUAAUAACAGUAAAUAUAGCGAGAAGUCCGUAACAGGAUAGAUGAUUUCGUUCGUGUUACAUCGGGUGCAAGUAGAAAUGUCAGAUGCAUGAAUGAUCGCAGGACCUUGGACUUUUAAUUCUUAAACAGUGUACGACAGAAGGAAAUAUUUGGAUUGCUCUAAGCGAAAAGCUGAUUUUCUAGCGUCCAUUAUUUCUUGAAAAAAUGACGUACCACAUUCCGCGCUCUUACAAGUAAUUGCAAGUUAGACGACGUUCUGACAAUCAUCGGAAAAGUACAACUAAAUAAAAUAAAAAAUGAGUUCCGUCUGGAAACGAUUGCAGCGAGUAAAUAAGAGGGCUGCAAAAUUUCAAUUCACCGUCUCGUACCAUGAAGUCACUCUAGAAACAACAACGAAAUGGAAACCAAACAAAUUAAGCAUUGUGUGGACAAGACGUAGUAGAAGGGUUACUACUGAACCCUUAGAUUGGGAACCAAAUUUAAGUGAUCCACUGAAAGGUACUAUUGGCUGGGCUGUUCCUGACAAUCACACGAUUUCUGUAACGUUGUUUAAAGAUCCACGCACACACGAAUUAGAAGAUAAAGAUUGGACAUUUGUAAUUGAAGAUGUUUCUCCGACGGGUAAAAGGCGGCACGUGGCUGCUACAAAUAUAAAUAUGAAAAAAUAUGCGACCUUAGAAUCCACUCAACAACAACUUAAAUUAGAAUUAAAACCUACAUCCAAGAAAAUUGUUAAAGCUACAUUAGAAUGUACUUUAUCAUGUGUCUUCUUGAGAGAAGGCAAAGCAACGGACGAAGAUAUGCAGAGUAUGGCUAGUUUAAUGUCCGUUAACAAUAACAGCGAUAUUGCUCCCUUAGAUGAUUUUGAUAAUGAAGAUAUACCUGAGGAUGUUGAAGAGGUAUCUGUGAAAAAUCUUGAUGAAAUUUUAGAUAUUUCUGCACAACUUGAUCUAAUGACAAAUAGUCUCACUGAAAGUGAAUUACCUAGCACUCCAAUAAGUGUGGCAAGUUUAUCAAAGGACAAUGUUACGCCUGUAAAUGAUAAUGACCACUUUAUACGUGAUAUUAGUCUAACUGGAAUUAAUGAUUCCUUUAAAGAAAAGUCUCCCCUGAAGGACAAUGUCGCUGCUGAAAAUGAUAGAAACAUUGUACACAGCACGCUAAGAUUACCAUUGCAACCAUUAGAACUAACAAAGAAUGAUACCAGUACACCUAGAUUAAAAGAAAUUACACCAGGCCAGGAUUUAUUGGAAUGGUGUAAGGAUGUAACAAAAGGUUAUUCUGGUGUCAAAGUUACGAAUCUCACAACAUCUUGGAGGAAUGGAAUAGCAUUUUGUGCAAUCAUACAUCAUUUUAGACCAGAUCUUAUAGACAUAGAUUCAUUAUUAUCGCACGAUGUAAAAGGUAAUUGUAAGAAAGCAUUUGAUGCAGGAGAAGCCCUUGGCAUACCUAGAGUGAUAGAACCAGCAGAUAUGGAUAUAUUAACUGUACCUGACAAAUUAGCUGUGAUGACAUAUUUAUAUCAGCUGAGAGCACAUUUCACUGGCCAUGAAUUAGAGGUACACCAGAUAGGUAAAACUACGGAUGAAUCUUCUUAUAUGAUUGGUAGAUUUAAUACAGACAAUAAUUCGGAUGUGAGUGUACAAUUGUUUGGUCAGGAAAUAAUUAAUUUACACAAGAAAGACCAAAUGGAGCAUAAAAAUAAUAAAAUAGACAACAGACGAUCGAACCCAUUCGAUAACAAAAAAGAGGAUAUUAAUAUUGAUUCUGUAAAAAAUAGAUUACAUUUAAGUUUGAACAUAGAGAAUCAGGAUCAUGAUCAAUGCAAUAAAGAUAAAUCACCAUCCAGUGUUAAAGAUGUAAAGGACAUUAUAUUAGCCAGCUCAAAGAGUAUUCUAGAAAAAGUGUUAUCGCCAACUAAAGAAAAAUAUUUAUCUAGGGAAAAGAGCAAAUCUCCACCGAGAGUACCACAAGUACAACGUCCUAUAUUAAUGACUCGUCGACAAUUAACAGAUCCAUUUGGAUCUGACGAGGAAGAGGAAAAUAUUCAAAUAAUCGACGAGAAAUGGUCUCAGUCAAUCUCAAUUAACAAAUUACAAACGCCAGUUCGUGAUGAUUCAUUAAAUACAACUGAGAAGGGAAUUCGUGAUAGUACUGAAUGUCAAAGUGUGUCAUCACCGCACGGCGAGCAACGUUCUCAACAUCCAUUAGUCAGUCGGCAUGAUGAAUUAAGAGAACGUGCAAGACAACUCUUAGAACAGGCCAGGAAUCAGACAAAGUCAGCUGGCCUUGUUUCUGCCGCCGCUAGUCCUAUCGAGAGUCAAAACGAUGACGAAAGGCAACAGCAGUUACGCGAAAGAGCGAGGCGUUUAAUAGCGGAAGUAAAAAUGGGUGUUAAUGUUACUUCGAAUCAAAUAAACGACGACAAUAAUAGUGACAGGCGAUCGAUAGAUGAUCAGAAUAAUAGCCCGAGACGUAGCAUGACGCCGUCUACACCCGGUGAUAGAUUUAGUACAAAGUCUGAAUAUAAUGGAAAUAUAUUGGGAACUCCAAGUGUAAUAGAUGGUGAAAAAAAGACUGGUUCCCCUCUCUAUUCAUUUUCUAAGAUAAUAGAGAGAAUUUCACCAGAUAAAACUAGUCCUGAUGGUACCUCGUAUACUCUCAGAGGGUUGGGGAAGGAUAUGACAGCAUAUAUUCAAAACGAAUUAGAAGCAUUAGAACGAGAGCAGACCCAAAUAGAUAUUCAAGCUGGUAAACUUGAGAAACAACUUCGAACUGCUAUGGAAAGUGACAACGAAGAUGAAACUGAAAGACUGAUGUCUCUGUGGUUUACCCUCGUGAAUAAAAAAAAUGCACUUCUCAGAAGGCAAAUGCAAUUGAAUAUAUUGGAAAAGGAAGACGACUUAGAACGUCGGUUUGAACUUUUAAAUCGCGAAUUAAGAAGCAUACUUGCAGUAGAAGAUUGGAGGAAAACUGCUGAACAAAAAAUGCGAGAGAACUUACUUUUAGAAGAAUUAGUUUCUAUCGUAAACAAAAGAGACGAGUUAGUCCAUCAUCUUGAUACACAAGAAAGAGCUAUUGAAGAUGAUGACGAAAUAGAACGUGAUUUAUCUAGAGCUGGAUUAGCUCAACGAAAUAAAAAUUGCGUGGUACAAUGAAAAUUUAAUUCUCGACCCUCCUUGUUACAGUAGUAAAUUACAGCAAUUAUAGGUAUGGCUCAUUUUGCUGUGGAGUCGCCAAAGAAAAUACAAAAUUUUCCUUGACAAUGAAGUCAGGACUUUCAUAAUCUGGGAGAUACUAAUAUUUAGAAAUUUAUUUUGUACUAUGAAUGAUAUACCAGUUGUGCGAUCAGUGUUCCAUGUUUAUACAAAUUCAUUAUUAAGAAUUGUAUUGAUACACUUUCACUCCUCGUACUGGAGCUAAAUCGAAAUUGAGAUCUGUUUCAUCAAAGGGAAAUAUCAUAAUUAAAAUCUGUUCUAGCGUUGUGAACGUUGUGAAAAGUUACUUUAGGAAAAAUCAAUUUCAAUUUAUAGCAAUACGAAGUGACUAAAAAUAACGGAGCAGAACAGCCAUUAUUCCAUUAAAACAUCAUAAAACAACUAAUUAACAAUUCUUUUGCGCAUUAAUAAAUACAUGAUUAUGGAAGCUUUCUAAUUUAAAUAAGGUGCUGAAAUCUCUAUAUAAAUUUAAAAAAAAACUAUACAAGGGAAGUGUUGCGAUAUAUAGUAUAUCACUUUUAUAGUUCUCGAUUAUUAUGCAUUAUAUUCAUGACAUAAAACGCGUAUAAAUUGGAUGUACUUAAAAAAUCAUAGAUCACUUGUAGGAAAAAAAUUAACUAUGUCAAAGUAGCGUAGAGAGAAUAUUUCGAUCCAAUAAGUCGAUAAACUUCGGCGAUGAGAUUUAAUGAAGCAUAGUAUUCAUUUUGUCAUCUACAAUAUAAAAAAACUACUGUUCAUAAACCAUAUUUAUUUUGAUUGUGCCAUAUAUAAAUAUCCUAAUUUUUUAGGACAAUUAUUAUACUCAUUUACUCCUUUGUAAAAUACUUGCCAUUUUAGAAAGGUGAUAUAAUAUGCAAUUUUGUCCUAUGGUGUACUGAUUAUUUAUUAUUGAGUUUGAUGUUAAUGUGCUUAAGGCCUAAUCCAUUUCGGAUAUUCUUAGACAUGUAUAAAAGUUUGCCACAUGAUUUCUUUUCAAAGUAACAAAGAAAUUAAUCUGUUUGUAUAAAUUAAUAUCGUUUAGUGAUAUAUAUGGAAAACAAUUAUUCCAGAGGCGAAUUUCGAUACAAAGAUAAAUCAACAAAUAAUAACAAUUUACUUAGAAGAUUGAACAAAAAUAUGAAGAAUUAUAUACAUGUAUUAUACUUUUCAUAUUAUUUAUGUAUAUCACCUCAAUCGGUAGUUUUAUUUUAUAAUACAUUAUUUUAAUAAUUUGUUGAUUUAUUCACACAAAUUUUAGAGAAAAAAAAACAAAACAUUUUAAUAAUGCGACACAAGUUAUAUUACCGAAAUGUGAUUUCAAAACAUUAAACGAAACAUAGGUUAAAUAUUAGUCUUUCUGAAAUUUACUCCUACUAUAUUUUUAGAUAAAUUACAUUGUUUCAAGUGUUUUAGUUAUUUUAUUCUACUCGUUUGUCUUUGAACAUUGUCGUUGACAUAGUGUUCUAAAUGUUAAGACAAACCGUGAAUGAGUAAUUGUGGGAUGACUUAGGAAUAAGUAUGCAGUGUAAAAUUUGCACGAUUUUUUUUGUAAAAUAAAAUGUUCUUUUUCCUUUGAACGGUGUAAA
Messenger RNA from Hylaeus anthracinus, 4930 nucleotides. It is a transcript of the gene Ehbp1, whose product is annotated as EH domain-binding protein 1. The record is from RefSeq and is a predicted model, not a curated record. The transcript has 18 exons. The coding region runs from base 444 to 3305 and encodes 953 amino acids. NCBI's taxonomy places the organism in Eukaryota, Metazoa, Arthropoda, Insecta, Hymenoptera, Colletidae. Gene Ontology annotation, molecular function: protein binding.